Leopardus geoffroyi (Geoffroy's cat) is the source of this 3760-nucleotide messenger RNA. RefSeq names its product microtubule associated protein 1 light chain 3 gamma (gene MAP1LC3C). Gene Ontology annotation, biological process: cellular response to nitrogen starvation; macroautophagy; autophagy of mitochondrion. Bases 217 to 642 code for a protein of 141 amino acids. The record is from RefSeq and is a predicted model, not a curated record. The transcript has 4 exons. Gene Ontology annotation, cellular component: autophagosome; cytosol; autophagosome membrane. NCBI's taxonomy places the organism in Eukaryota, Metazoa, Chordata, Mammalia, Carnivora, Felidae. Gene Ontology annotation, molecular function: ubiquitin protein ligase binding.
UCCAGGUCCUUCCUCAGGACUGACCUCCUCCUGCCCAGGGAGGGGGUGGGGAAGGCGGGUUGGAGACGCCUGAUGUCACACAGCCCUACAUAAGGGCCUCCUUUAGACUCCUGCGGGUGGUUUGGAAGCAGCUGGAGGAAUGAAUUAGGUCCUGGUUGUGGGUUUUUUUUUUUUUUUUUUUUUUUAAGUCAGACACAGACACAGCUGUUGAGCAAAAUGCAGACUCCACAGAAAACCCAAAGCCUCAGACCAUUCAAGCAGAGGAAGAGUUUAGCAACCAGACAAGAGGAAGUUGCUGGAAUCCGGGCAAAGUUCCCAAACAAGAUCCCGGUGAUAGUGGAGCGCUAUCCCAGGGAAAAGUUCCUGCCUCCGCUGGACAAGACCAAGUUCCUGGUCCCUCAAGAGCUGACCAUGACCCAGUUCCUCAGCAUCAUCCGGAGCCGCCUGGUCCUGGGGGCUUCUGAAGCCUUUUACUUGCUGGUGAACAAUAAGAGCCUGGUCAGCAUGAGUGUGACCAUGGCAGAGGUCUACAGGGACUACCAGGAUGAGGACGGCUUCGUGUACGUGACCUACGCCUCCCAGGAGAUGUUCGGCUGCCUGGGCUCCGGGAAGACCCUGCCGUCCUCUGCAGAGCAUGUCUAGAACCUGUUCUCAAACCUGCGGAGACAUGGACCAGCCCCAGUGUGUGCAGCAGGCAGUGAUCAGCACCAGCCAUCACAGGGACACCUGGCCACCCCUGUCUCCUUUGUGAGGCUCCAGGCUCCCAUGUGCUCCAUGUAAGAUGGCAUGCUGGCUCUUAGGAAUCGUGUAAAUAGUAAGUCCUUUCUAAGUAGAUCUUUAUGGUUUUGUGCGAUGAGCCGGAGAAGGAUCUAAGUGUCUUCUGUGGUGGAGGCCAGCAGGCUCUUGGGGAGUCUGGCGUCACCCCGUGUGGGCAGGAGUCAUUGUCACCCCGUGUGCGCUCCGUCAUUGGGAACUUCGGACUGAGGACGGGUCUCAGGGGAACCCCCACGUUCUUCAGGGGGCAGGGGUCCUUAUCUGUGUCGUUCCGGAGACAAUUAUUGUAUUUUCACAGCCUUCACUCCACCUUCUUUUCUCUCAGAUUCUGUUUUAUCUGUUUAUACCAUAUGGAUCUAUGCCAAAGAUACAACUGUUCAAUAUAAAGUCACUUAACUCGUAUGUGUUUGCUCUGUGCCAGCUAUGUAAGCAGGUCAUGUGUCUUAGUGUUUCAUCACAACUCUCUCUGGUUAAUUAUCGUUAUCACCAUUUCACAAGGAGGAAACUGAGGCCCAGAGAGAUAAAACAUGUUUUCCAAAUUCACACAACACGAUCUGCUGGGACUCGAGCCCAGAGAGUCUGGCUUUGGAAGCCACACUCCUGGCCCUCUGCGAGGCCCUCCAUCUGAUGAGGUUACUCUGGGAGUUCAGACUGGCUGCUUCAGCCACAGAGCCCACUUUCAUCAACUUAGCCCACGAGGGAGACUUGCAACCUGGGGAGUGUAGCAGAGCUCGGAACUCGUGGAACGAGUGACAGUGGGUGUUUGGGUUAGCAGCUGCAACACCAAGUAUGAGCACUCCAACUGUGCUUGGAGGGUAUUCGUCAGGGAAGGCUUUGUAGGGUGUUCCACUUGAGCUGGGUUUUGAAGCAUGGAUAAGAGUUUGUCUAGAAAGGAAUUUUAUUUAUUUAUAUUCAACAUACAUUUAUUGAGCACUUACUGAAAGGGAAGUCCUAUCCUAGGUGCUGGAAAGACAACACUGACCAAGACAGGUAAGGUCCCAGACCUCAGGGGUCACAGUUGAUUCUAGGAAGGGAAGAAGGACAGUAUUCAAGAUGAGUUUCCAUGCUUACAAGUACAAUAAAGAAAAACAAAACAAAACAGAAGGUAAUUAGCAGAUUUAAUCCUUUAUGUAAGAGGGUCAGAGAGAGCUUCUGGGAGGGAAGAACUUUCACUUGGACCCGAAUGAUGACAAGGAGCCAGUGGUGGAGGCUAAGCAUGCCAGGGGGAAGGGUGGCUGUGAGGUCCAAAGGUUUGAGAGCUUUACAAACGGAAAGGGUUCCAGCGUGGUUGCAGCCAGGGAAGGGGAGAGAAGCUAGGCAGGGGCCAGUCCUACAGGGUCGACUUUGCUAAGGUGUUAGGGUUUUAUUUUAAGGUUGGUAAGUGGGAAAGGAGAAGCAUUCUAACUGGAGAGAGAGACAGAGACAGAGACAGAGACAGAGACAGAGACAGAGAGAGAGACUCAGUGAAGGUGUGAUCUCCCUAACAUCCCCCAGUGGCACUGAGCUGGCCUUUGCCCUCUGCUCACUCCUGGAUCCGUGGAUCCGUGGAUCCAUCGUCCUGCUCCAGGCUGCAUUUCACUGCUCCCAGGCACCAGCCAGCCCGCUCUCCUGCCCGUGGCUGUCCUUCCCACGCCCAGCUUGCCUGCUCUCCUGCUCUACUCACUUCCUCUAACACCCAUCCAUCAAGUCCUCUCUGCCAUCUGCUGAGUGAAACAGCCUCCCAGAUUUGUUCUCCAGAUGUAUCCUUUGCUUCACCUUGAGCAGUGAAUAUGCUUCCUAAAUGAGUCCAUUUCCCAAGAUUGACUUUGACUUUGAGAGCUGGUUGGCCCUGGACAUCCACAUAACUGGCCGUGCCCGGGGCUGGUGUUCUUGCUCCCAGUCUUACCCGUCCCUGCGGCUGCUCUUGAAUCCAGCAUCUAAGAUUAUCAUCCCUCUGGAUUGUAGCUGGGUGAGCUGCUGUGCUCUGUUUUGUCUCCAAGACCCUUCCCAAUAUGGCUUCCCUCCUGCAUCGACCUCAGGCUGCCUCGUUUGUGGUGGACAGUGUCCAGUUUCCUGCUGUAUAACCAACCAGCCCAAGUUCAGUGCAUGAAACCAUCACGGUUUUUUUGCGCUUAUGGAGUCUGUGAGUAAAGAUUCCAGAAAGUGCACAGAGGCAACAGCUCCCUGCUGUCUGGGGACUCAGCUGGGAGACCCGAGGGCUGGGAGUGACUUGAACGGCUGGGAGCUGGGAUCAUCUGGAGGCUUCUUUGGUCUCACGUCUGACUCCUGGGCUAGGAUGACUCAAGGCCGGGCCCAGCUGAGACAAGAGGAGCUCCAUGUGCCUUUCCCAGUGUGGGUUCCAGGAUGGCCGUCCUCAGAAGGAGAAGUGGAAGGGCACGUGAUCCGAGGAACCAAGACCGCAGCUGACCUGUCCCUAGGUGAUGAAGUCCAAUUGAUUUGGGUCCGGAUUUUUUUUUUCCUUUAUUUUCUUAGCAUCUACUCAGAUGCAUAAGAUUAAAUGGCAAUGUGUACUUCUGUAAAUUAUGACUACUUUCUGUUACAGUAUUCAUCAUUGUCUAUUGAUUUUUACGAGCUCACAAAGUUGAGUGAUUCCCUCUUUGUAUACCAUAUGUAUUAAAAAUAAUUACCCAGUUCCUUUGGUCUUGUUUAUGGCAGACUGUCUUACAUAACUCCUUUUUAUUCUUCUGUGAUCUUUUCCUUGUGGAUUCUGAGUUCAUGUUCUCAAUAGAAAGUUUCUCCUAACUCCGCGAUUAUAAAAAGUAUAUACCCAUCCUGUGUUUACUUCUAGCACUAUGUUUCCAUUUUGUUUACAUUUAAGUAUUUGAGUGAAGUGGAAUUUAUUUUGGUAACAAAAGAAAGUAUUCAGUUUCAAUGCUUAACCAAGUGUUACCAGCACUUUUAAUAAGUUGUCCAUGGGUAUUUGAAUUCGCUGUGGUUCUGCGUUUUUGUCUUAGUACCAUAAAAACAAAAGAAUGCUUAAGAACAA